AAUAAUCUAAACUCGACUAUCUCGCAAUUCCUUGCUUCGUAUAUUUAUGUGCAUAUUUGGGAGGCUAAUCUGCGUGGUAAGCAAAUUCAAGAUAUAAGUUCUGAAAUCUGUUUCAAGUUUACGACCUGUACAAAACAAGAUUGUCGAAAGCACCACGUCGUUCCAACACCUUUAAUUCUGUUCAAACGUUUUGAACUUGCUUGUCUUCAGUACACGGUAAUGCAACAAUUGGAUGUAAUAUAUAAUCGCUGUCUUCUUAAAAAACAACAAAGUGAAACGAUUCGUGGAGCACAAAGGUGGUGGGCUGAAAUACUUGUGAAAUUUCAUAUUCGUUAUCAAUCGCCUCAAACAAGCUGUCCAGAAGUCACUUACGCAGUGCUUGCCAAGCUUCCCAAACACACACGUUCUAGAUUAAUUAGUCUCGGUCAGAAGAUUUGGCUUUAUGAGGACUAUUGGGGGAUUGAUGAAUUCAAUAGGGAAAUGUCUCAAAAAAUAGCACUAAGACACCGUAGGGAUUUACCCAUCGGUUAUGAUUACUACGAUGGAUAUCAUGAAGCUAUUCCUGUUGGAAAAAGACUUACAACAUUCUUCUCAAAUCUCUAUGAUAAUCGCGUGUUAGAUGCGAUUAAGCACAUAGAGAUUUUUAUUCAAUAUGCUAUCGACAAUGCUAAACUAGUCAAUAUGAAUACAUUUGAUGC
Messenger RNA from Ambispora leptoticha, 698 nucleotides. The record is from the annotation of a GenBank genome assembly. NCBI's taxonomy places the organism in Eukaryota, Fungi, Glomeromycota, Glomeromycetes, Archaeosporales, Ambisporaceae.